CCGCAACACUCUUUAUGUGUUCCCUGAUGAAGGGUUUUUGGUUUCAGUUUGUGAACAUCUUUGGGUUUUGACCAUCUGGAUCAUUUUUCUUAUUUUUAUUUAUCAAAAUAUAAAAACCCUUUUGGGUGUUUCUAUUAAUUUUGAUUUUUGAACUAGUAAUAAUCACUAGCAGCCUAUUUAGGAUUUGUGUUUUGAUGGCUCGGUUGAUUCUGCCGUGCAAAGGUUCGGGUUUAUCGAAGACGUGUCUCUUGGGUUUGAUCUCCUCUGCUCCUCUUCAAGCCACUUGUCACAUUAGUUCCAUCGGGAAUUCAGCAAAGAAUCUUGCUAGAUAUAGGCAGUACCUUAAUUUAGAGGUUACCCGAGGGAGCAAUUAUCGAUUUCCAUAUUUUUCAUUGCCUAGGGCCAAGCAAGUCAGCAGGAGGCUAAUUUGUUCAGUUGCAACAGACACAUUAUCAAAACAAGUUGAAGAAUCCAAAAUGGGCACUCCAAAAGAAAUCUUCCUAAAAGAUUACAAGAUGCCUGAUUAUUACUUCGAUGCGAUGGAUUUGAAAUUUUCACUUGGUGAGGAGAAAACAAUUGUCUGUUCCAAAAUAACUGUCUUCCCUAGAGUCGAAGGUUCUUCUUCUCCACUGGUGCUGGAUGGGCAAGAUAUGAAGUUGGUUUCAGUCAAGGUCAACAGCAAGGAACUGAAGGAGGAGGAUUUUUACUUGGACUCACGCCAUCUGACUCUCCGAUCACCACCAAGUGGUAGAUUUACUUUGGAAAUUGUGACUGAGAUACUCCCACAUAUGAACACAUCAUUGGAGGGGCUUUACAAGUCGUCAGGGAAUUUCUGUACACAAUGUGAAGCGGAGGGAUUCAGAAAAAUUACAUUCUAUCAGGAUCGUCCUGAUAUUAUGGCAAAAUAUACUUGUCGCAUUGAAGCUGAUAAGUUGUUGUACCCAGUAUUGUUGUCUAAUGGAAAUCUCAUAGAGCAAGGAGACCUUGAGGAUGGCAGACAUUAUGUGCUUUGGGAGGAUCCCUUCAAGAAACCUUGCUAUCUGUUUGCUUUAGUUGCUGGACAGUUGGAGAGCAGAGAUGACACUUUUAUCACUCGUUCAGGCCGUAAGGUGUCCUUGAGAAUCUGGACCCCUGCACAGGACCUACCCAAGACUGUUCAUGCCAUGUAUUCUCUUAAGGCUGCAAUGAAAUGGGAUGAAGAUGUUUUUGGUCUCGAGUAUGACCUGGAUCUCUUCAAUAUUGUGGCUGUUCCGGAUUUUAACAUGGGAGCCAUGGAAAACAAAAGCUUGAAUAUUUUCAAUUCCAAACUUGUCUUGGCAUCUCCAGAAACUGCUAGUGAUGCAGAUUAUGCUGCAAUUUUGGGAGUUAUUGGUCACGAGUAUUUUCACAAUUGGACAGGCAACAGGGUAACAUGUCGUGACUGGUUCCAGCUUAGUCUAAAGGAAGGUCUUACUGUUUUCCGUGAUCAGGAAUUUUCAUCUGACAUGGGGAGCCGUCCUGUAAAACGGAUCGCUGAUGUUUCGAGGCUUCGAAAUUAUCAAUUUCCACAGGAUGCUGGUCCCAUGGCUCAUCCGGUACGGCCGCAUUCUUACAUCAAGAUGGACAACUUCUAUACAGUGACGGUUUAUGAAAAGGGAGCUGAAGUUGUUAGGAUGUACAAAACCUUACUGGGGAGUCAAGGAUUCAGAAAAGGAAUGGACUUAUAUUUUAAAAGACAUGAUGGGCAAGCUGUCACAUGUGAAGAUUUCUAUGCUGCUAUGCGAGACGCAAAUGAUGCAGAAUUUUCUAAUUUCCUGUUGUGGUAUUCCCAAGCUGGGACACCUCUGGUCAAAGUUACUUCUUCCUACAAUGCUGAAGCUCAUACUUAUUCUUUAAUGUUUAGUCAAGAAGUGCCCCCAACCCCAGGGCAGCCCAUGAAAGAACCCAUGUUCAUUCCUGUGGCUGUAGGUCUGCUGGACUCAGGUGGCAAGGACAUUCCUCUUACCUCUGUUUAUCAUGAUGGGAAGUUGAAGUCCGUUUCUUGCAAUGAUCAGCCUGCCUACACUACAGUUCUUAGACUAACAAAGAAAGAAGAAGAAUUUGUAUUCUCUGAUAUAUCUGAGCGGCCGAUUCCAUCUCUAUUACGGGGAUACAGCGCUCCUGUCCGUCUCGACUCUGAUCUUACUGAGAGCGAUCUGUCUUUCCUCCUCGCUCAUGAUUCAGAUGAGUUUAACCGCUGGGAGGCAGGGCAAGUGCUGGCAAGGAAGCUGAUGCUGAGCCUAGUGGCUGAUUUCCAACAAAACAAGCCAUUGGUUCUAAAUCCACAGUUCUUGCAUGGGGUCAAAAGCAUACUCAGUGACUCAAGCUUGGAUAAAGAAUUCCUUGCAAAAGCAAUAACUCUGCCUGGUGAAGGGGAGAUCAUGGACAUGAUGGAAGUUGCAGAUCCUGAUGCUGUUCAUGCGGUCCGAUCAUUCAUCAGAAAGCAGCUUGCUUCUGAGUUGAAAGAAGAUUUUUUCAGCACGGUCAAAAACAACAGAAGCUCGGAGCUGUAUGAGUUUAACCAUACCAAUAUGGCAAGGCGUGCUUUAAAGAAUAUUGCCCUUGGAUACCUUGCGUCACUUGAAGAACCAGAACUCACUGAGCUGGCAUUGCAUGAAUAUAAAACUGCCACUAAUAUGACUGACCAAUUUGCAGCUCUAGCAGCCAUAGCCCAGAACCCUGGUAAAACCCGUGAUGAGGUUCUGGCUGACUUUUAUAGCAAGUGGCAAAAUGACUUCUUGGUUGUGAAUAAAUGGUUUGCCCUUCAAGCUAUGUCUGACAUUCCUGGUAAUGUUGAGAAUGUUAAGAACCUCCUAAACCAUCCAGCAUUUGACCUGCGUAAUCCAAACAAGGUAUAUUCACUUAUCGGAGGCUUUUGUGGAUCUCCUGUGAAUUUCCACGCAAAAGAUGGGUCAGGCUACAGAUUCUUGGGAGAAUUAGUGGUGCAGCUCGAUAAACUGAACCCUCAGGUGGCUUCCCGCAUGGUGUCAGCCUUCUCUAGAUGGAGGCGCUAUGAUGAAACCCGGCAAAGCCUCGCCAAGGCACAGCUGGAGAUGAUCAUGUCAGCCAAUGGACUCUCGGAAAAUGUGUUUGAGAUAGCCUCCAAAAGCUUAGCUGCUUAAAUAUUUUCCCUUCUGUUUGAAGCGAGUUGUCAUAUAUAUAUGUAUAUGUAUGUUAUGGCUUGUGUCAUGGGAUCACAAUAAAAUGACUUUUGCGUUUGGCAAACUGGAAGAAUGUUUUAUUAUAAAAAGACCAUUUUUCAUUUGAA
Messenger RNA from Cornus florida, 3286 nucleotides. RefSeq names its product puromycin-sensitive aminopeptidase-like. Gene Ontology annotation, cellular component: chloroplast. NCBI's taxonomy places the organism in Eukaryota, Viridiplantae, Streptophyta, Magnoliopsida, Cornales, Cornaceae. The transcript has 33 exons. Gene Ontology annotation, biological process: proteolysis. Bases 195 to 3140 code for a protein of 981 amino acids. The record is from RefSeq and is a predicted model, not a curated record. Gene Ontology annotation, molecular function: metallopeptidase activity; zinc ion binding.